Messenger RNA from Saccostrea cuccullata (small rock oyster), 1266 nucleotides. RefSeq names its product transcription factor HES-1-A-like. Gene Ontology annotation, molecular function: DNA-binding transcription factor activity, RNA polymerase II-specific; RNA polymerase II cis-regulatory region sequence-specific DNA binding; protein dimerization activity. Bases 94 to 1065 code for a protein of 323 amino acids. The record is from RefSeq and is a predicted model, not a curated record. The transcript is spliced from 3 exons. NCBI's taxonomy places the organism in Eukaryota, Metazoa, Mollusca, Bivalvia, Ostreida, Ostreidae. Gene Ontology annotation, biological process: anterior/posterior pattern specification; regulation of transcription by RNA polymerase II; regulation of neurogenesis. Gene Ontology annotation, cellular component: nucleus.
AUAAAACGAUCGUGUCAACCGCAAUUCCUCUACACUUUUAAAUCAAAACUCGAAGAGAACACAGUGAAUGCAAAAUAGAUUUUCAAUUUCAAGAUGUCAGUAGACACGAUGGAUAACAUUAUGUCUAAGGAACACAAAACUUCCUUGAGAAAGAGUAACAAACCUGUCAUGGAAAAGAGAAGACGAGCGAGAAUUAACAACUGUUUAACGCAACUGAAAUCUUUGGUCCUUGAGUCAAUGAGAAAAGACAGCUCUCAGUAUUCCAAGCUAGAGAAAGCUGAUAUCCUGGAGAUGACCGUAAAACACCUUCGCAAUCUCCAAAGGAACCAAUUGGCAUCCGCCAUAGCCUCGGACCCAACAGUCGUCACCAAGUUCCGCGCCGGAUUCCACGAGUGUGCCAAUGAGGUCAUUCGUUACCUUGGAACCGUGCAAAACGUAGGAACUGACGUUAAAUCUCGCCUUAUUUCGCAUCUGUCUUCCUGCAUUCAGUCACAGAACACCACAUCUUCAGAAAACGUCCCUACGCCAUUACCGUCCCGUCAGCCCCAGCAGCACGUUUCUGUGACGUCACCUCAGCCCCAGCAUAUCAACAUCCUUCAGCCACUAAGUGUUCAUAUCCCCCAGAAUGCAAACUUAACCUCCCGACCACAGUCUUCCGAAUUUUCAUACAAUCGUCAAAGUUCACCCCCGUCCCAGAACCAGUCUCCUCAGCUACUGAAUAUCGCCACCCCAGUGUUGUCCACAGAGUGCAACAACAAUUCUCCAAUCAAAACGGGCCAAAUAUCUGGACAAUUUCAAAUCAUUCCUAACAAUCUGUACAAUGGCCCAGUUGCUGUUUACGUUGGACAGAUAAAUCAGAGACAAUGUGUAACUUCUUCAGACACUCUACCCGUGUUCACGUUACAAGUUCCCGCCAGCAACACGUCUCCUUCAUUCCCAGUUACCAGCUCACCAAAUGAUUUUCAGCAGAAAUCCAAACCUUUUGCUCAGCCACACAGAAGUGCUUUUGUAGAGUGCAAACACGAGAUCCCCGAGGCCUCGGACAGCCUCUGGAGACCUUGGUGACUGACCAAAGAAAAUUAAUGUUAUCUCAGGACAAGUGUUAAUACAUGAAACUUUGUGAUAGAAAUGUGCGCUUCCAAAAACUCUUUAUAAAUAUGUUACAAUUGUGUACUUGAAAAGUGCUAUUAAAUGUUUUAUAUGCUAUUGUUAUUGAUUCUAUUGAUUGAAUCAUUUUAUAUGACCAUUAAAAUGUUUAAAAUGAAA